Orussus abietinus is the source of this 1967-nucleotide messenger RNA. It is a transcript of the gene eIF3d1, whose product is annotated as eukaryotic translation initiation factor 3 subunit D. The transcript has 3 exons. Gene Ontology annotation, cellular component: eukaryotic translation initiation factor 3 complex; cytoplasm. The record is from RefSeq and is a predicted model, not a curated record. Gene Ontology annotation, biological process: translational initiation. NCBI's taxonomy places the organism in Eukaryota, Metazoa, Arthropoda, Insecta, Hymenoptera, Orussidae. Gene Ontology annotation, molecular function: translation initiation factor activity. Bases 110 to 1798 code for a protein of 562 amino acids.
CGAGCAAUGGCCGUGCUCCUUCUUCCGGUACCUGCCGGUGGCGUCUCGUGUCGUUUCUGGUGAGCGUUUGAGCGUUUCUAGUUCUUUCCAUGUGGAGUGAACCACUAAAAUGAGCACGAGCGACGACGUUAUCACCCUGGAGGACCCGGUUCACAAGGAGGAGGUCGCGCAUUUCCAGGCGCCUGCGAUUCAAGAUAACCCCAACGGCUGGGGACCCUGCGAGCUGCCCGACCAGUUUAAGGACAUUCCGUAUCAGCCCUUCUCCAAGGGCGACAGACUCGGCAAGAUCUCCGAUUGGACCGGUGCUGCUUUCCAGGAUAAAAAGUUUACGAACAAGUAUGCGUCGCAGUUUGGCUCAGGCAGCCAGUAUGCCUACUAUCACGACGAAGACGAAUCGACGUUCCACCUGGUGGACACAACCCGAGUGCAAAAGCCUCUGUACCAGCGUGGUCGUUUCCGGCAGAAUCAGCGUGGUAUGCGUGGACGUGGUGGUCAACGUGGAAACAUGAACCAAAUGCAGCAGCUCGGCAAGAUGAAACUGCGUGAGCGUGAAAGAAAGGGUCAAACGAAGAGGUGGGGUCGUCAGCAAGGUCUGCGGAACCACAAGAACCAGCCACCGAUAAAGAUUAGAGAUGCUUCGGUGACAGUUCGUCCAGACUGGGUGACGAUUGAAGAGAUGGACUUCCCUCGUCUAGCAAAACUCUCAUUGCCAGCAGUGAAGGAGGGCGAAGACAUCCUCUGCUGCGGCUCCUUGGAGUAUUAUGACAAGACUUACGACAGAGUGAAUGUCAAGAACGAGAAGCCACUGCAAAGAAUCGACCGCAUCUUCCACACCGUAACAACAACCGACGACCCUAUCAUCAGGAAGUUGUCGAAGAACGAAGGGAAUGUUUAUGCUACAGAUGCCAUCCUGGCCACGAUAAUGUGCUGCACUCGCAGCAACUACUCUUGGGAUAUUGUCAUCGAGAAGAUCGGUGACAAGUUGUUCCUGGAUAAGCGAGAUAAUACGGAGUUUGAUCUGUUGACUGUGAACGAGACCAGUGUCGAGCCACCGCAGGACGAUGCAAACUCUUUGAACUCUCCGAGGAACCUCGCCCUGGAGGCGACGUUUAUUAAUCAUAACUUCUCGCAACAGGUAUUGAAGUCGAACGAGCCAAGAUAUAAGUUCGAAGAGCCCAAUCCAUUCGUGCAGGAAGAGGACGAAGCAGAUGUGGCUAGUGUUGCUUAUCGAUACAGAAAGUGGGAUUUGAACGAUGGAGUGGUUCUGGUGGCUCGAUGUGAACAUGACGCAGUGAUGCAGGGACCGAAUAACGAGACGCAGUUCCUGACAAUUAAGGCGCUCAAUGAAUGGGAUUCGAAGCUGGCGAAUGGUGUCGAGUGGAGGCAGAAGCUCGACACACAGCGGGGUGCUGUGUUGGCCAACGAGCUCAGAAAUAAUGCCUGCAAGCUCGCCAAGUGGACCGUGCAAGCCUUACUCGCUGGCUCCGAUCAGCUGAAGUUUGGUUAUGUUUCCAGAGCGAUGGUUCGCGACUCCAGCAAACAUGUUAUUCUUGGCACUCAACAGUAUAAGCCGAAUGAGUUCGCUACGCAGAUCAAUCUUAACAUGGAUAACGCUUGGGGUAUCUUACGGUGCAUCAUCGACAUCUGUCUCAAGCAGAAGGAUGGGAAAUAUCUUAUCAUGAAGGAUCCAAACAAGCCGAUGAUCAGACUCUACGACAUCCCUGAUAACACCUUCGAGAGCGAAGGCGAAGAGGAUGAGGACGAUGACGAACCUGUUAACGAUGCCUUUCAGACUUAAUCGAGAAGCUUGAAUUAACCUCGCGAGUGGACUACCUGUUUACUUGUGUGUAUUGUAUCGUGUACUUGGCGCGAAACGCUAUCUUGGCUCCUCUGAGCUCUGUAUUUACGCCGGGCACGAUUUGAGGUUAGGGAGAGGAUCUUUAUGGAAAUAAAUUGCUACAUCGGAA